Molecule: messenger RNA, 1473 nt
Organism: Plasmodium malariae
Lineage: Eukaryota; Apicomplexa; Aconoidasida; Haemosporida; Plasmodiidae
Product: nucleotidyltransferase, putative
Exons: 9
Coding region: 1-1473 (490 amino acids)
Biological process (GO): RNA 3'-end processing
Molecular function (GO): nucleotidyltransferase activity
Source: RefSeq, a predicted model, not a curated record
AUGGAAGGCCUUCUUAGAGGUAGGCACUUUAAUGUAUGUUUAAGAACACCAUGUUGCAUAAAAAGCAAUUUUAUUCAAAAACAAGAGAAAAAGAAAUGCUUAUUCCAUUUCUUAUUAAAAAGAAUAGAUAGUAACACUUAUUAUUAUAACCAAUUCAAAAGAAAUGAUAGUACAAAUAAAAACGUUGCUGUUUAUGAAAAGAGCAAGAUAAUAAAAUUAAAUGAUAAACAGUAUUGCCUCACUAUAGCGAAAGCGCUCACUGAAAGAAUUUAUGAGAAAAAAGGCAUUAGAAGUCUAAUUCUUAAACAGAAAAAACCGAAUAGUUGUUACAUAUGCAGUAGAGAUUUUUCAUCUUUUGAGGACUCUAUGUCAGCCAAAUAUAAAAAAACUAACAAAAUUCACUUAACGAAUGAUUUUUUAAAUCAAGGAAAUUUGAAAAAAGAAAUUUUAGAUAUUCAUAAAAAGUUAACAGAAAAUUGCUUUAUUAAUCAAAAAAAGGAAGAAAUUUAUUUUUUAUUAAGAAGUGCAAUCAUGCCAAAUUUGAAGGGCAAAAUUUAUUUCGUUGGAUCGUGUGAGAAUAAUAUAUGGAUAAGAAACUCAGACAUUGACUGUUGCAUAGUUGUGGAAAAUUGCGAAGACAAAAAUUCAUAUUUGUACAUAUUAAAAGUAAUAAAAAGUGCAAUUAAUUUAAUAUACCCUUCUUUAACAGUUAAUAUUAUUAAGGCAUCCGUUCCUAUAGCUAAAAUAUAUAAAGGAGAAAAUAAUAUAUGUGAUAUUAGUAUAAACAACACAGUAGCAAUAGUAAACACAAAAUUUGUUUCAUCAAUUUGUAAUAUUGAUGAACGAAUAACCAUUAUUAAUAGAAUAAUAAAAUACUGGGCAAAGCAAAAAAAUAUAAACAACAGGUCCCAAGGUACAUUCAGUUCGUAUGCUUUAUUUUUAUUAACCUAUUUCUUUUUUCAAAAUUUAGCGGUGCCUUUAUUACCUUUGUAUAAAUCAAUAGAAAGAGUAAACGCUGCGUCUUUUGAAAUCAACAGUGAAUACUUCUUCCUUCAAGAUGAUGUGCAAAUGCCCUUUUACACCAAAACGGAGGAGAUAAAGAACAAUUUUCAAAAUUUCCCAAUUAACGAAGAAGAUGUUUCAAAGUUGCUCUAUGGGUUUUUUGAGUUUUAUUCCAACGAUAUUUGUAAAAACGGAAUAACCCUCGAUAUUUAUAACAAUCAAAUAAUUGAGAACAAAGAUAUGACUGCGAAUAUUUACUGCCCUAUAACGAAAAAAAUUGUAAAUGCUUAUAGCAUAAACACGUGGAAAAAAAUGUUUGAAAAGAUACAUUCAGCAUAUAAUAAACUAAAGGAAGGGCACAGCUUAAACGUGAUAUGCAACGAAACAAAGGAUAACACACCCAACAGAAAAAUAGAUCUUAAAGAUCACUUGAUAAGAAGAAAAAAAUUUCAAAAUUUGUUUAUGCCUUAA